UUCUCCUUGUAUAUAUAAUUCACCAAACUCACACAAAUUAAAACACACAGCCAAACUUUUCUCAAUAUCUCUCAUUAAUUAUGGCUAAUAAUAUUAAUAAUAACUUGAUAAGAAUGUACUUCUCUUGGUUUCUCGUUUCUCUCCUAAUUACCUCUUCAACUUUCUCACUGGCUCUCUCCCGAGACAACAUGUGCAAAUCCACCAGAUUUCCUUCUUAUUGCAACACAAUGCUCCCAAAUCGAGACACCGAUGUCCACAAUUUCGGCAGAUUUUCGGUUCUAAAAUCUUUGUCACAGUCUCAAAAGUUACUCAACUGGGUGGAGACUCGCCUCAACCACCGUAACUCAGCUGAUCUGUCAGAACCAUCCUUGAUCCGGCUCUUGGAGGAUUGCCGUGAGCUGCUCUCGUCAAACAUUGACUUGUUAACGAACUCCAUUAUUCGAAAAGUCAACAGGACCAGUAACGUUCUUCCGACCUCGGAAGCUGAAGAACUCCAAACCUCGUUGAGUACUGUCUUGACCAACCUCCAAACAUGCUCAGAUGAACUCGAGUCCACACCAUCGGCUUCUUCGCUCAAGAACGACAUCUCGGAGAUGAUAUCAAACGACACUAAGUUGCACAGCCUAUCUCUCUCCCUCUGCACCCAGGGUUGGGUUCCCAUAGAUAUGGACACGACGCCUUUUUGGUCCAGGCGACACGCCGUUAGGAGAAGUGGCGGAAGGAUUCCUAUGAAGAUGUCGGGCCUUAACAGGGCUAGGUUGGAUGAGGCUUUUAAACAUCCGAGGCGGUCCAGGCAGCUGCCGCCUAGUCCACCUAGGAGGAGGACGAUGAGGAAGGUUCUUCAGGCUGGGGAGGAUGAGGAGGUUACGAUAAAGGACGUGGUGGUGGUUAGCCAGGACGGGAGUUGGAAUUUCACCACCAUUAACGAUGCCAUUGCUGCUGCACCAAAUAACUCUGCUGCUUCGGGCGGGUACUUCUUAAUAUACGUGACAUCCGGGGUUUAUGAAGAGUACAUAACGAUUGCGAGUAACAAGAAGUAUCUUUUCUUGCUUGGAGAUGGCAUUAACCAGACAAUUAUAACCGGGAACCACAGUGUGGUUGAUGGUUGGACUACCUUCAACUCUGCAACUCUUGCUGUUACUGCGGUAGGCUUCAUUGCAGCUGAUUUGACGAUCCGAAACACAGCAGGACCGAGCAAACAUCAGGCAGUGGCGCUCCGAAGCGGCGCAGAUCUUUCCACAUUCUACCGCUGUAGCUUUGAAGCUUAUCAGGACACUUUAUACACUCAUUCCCAAAGACAAUUCUACAGAGAAUGCGACAUUUACGGAACCGUAGACUUUAUAUUUGGCAACGCAGCCGUCGUACUUCAGAACUGCAACAUAUUCCCAAGGCUUCCUAAUAAGGGCCAGUUCAAUGCCAUAACCGCGCAAGGCCGAAUCGACCCCAACCAGAACACAGGAACUUCCAUCCAAAACUGCACCAUUAGUCCCACUGCUGACUUGGCUGCUGCCAACGCCGCAGCUGCAGCCGGGAAUGGAUCGUUCACAAAGACUUACCUGGGAAGGCCGUGGAAGGAAUAUUCUCGAACUGUUUUCAUGCAGUCCUUCAUCGAUGGCUUUCUUGAUCCCGCUGGCUGGCGUGAGUGGAGUGGUGAUUUCGCAUUGAGUACUCUGUAUUAUGCAGAGUAUGGUAACUCGGGUCCUGGGUCGAAUACAUCCAAACGAGUCAAUUGGACGGGUUAUCACCUCAUCAACGCCACCGACGCCGCUAAUUUCACGGUCUCCACUUUUUUGCUGGGUGAUGUUUGGUUACCUCAAACGGGUGUGCCUUAUAGCGGGGGUUUAAUAUGAAGCUUAUUAUUAUAUUUUUCAUAAAUUAAAUAUUAUAACAAGUGUUAAUUAAUAUUUACUAUAAAUUAAUUAGUGUCGUUUUAUAUGUAU
Molecule: messenger RNA, 1940 nt
Organism: Cannabis sativa
Lineage: Eukaryota; Viridiplantae; Streptophyta; Magnoliopsida; Rosales; Cannabaceae
Product: pectinesterase
Exons: 2
Coding region: 81-1850 (589 amino acids)
Biological process (GO): cell wall modification
Molecular function (GO): pectinesterase inhibitor activity; pectinesterase activity
Source: RefSeq, a predicted model, not a curated record